GGGACGGGCGCGGGAAUCGGGGCCGCCAUGGAACCGGGACCGGGCGCUGAUCCCGAACCGGGCCCGGGGCCGGGAACCGACCCGGCAGCUGAUCCCGACGUGGAGCCGCUGCACCGGGGCGGCUUCCGCUGCCGCCUGUGCCAGAUCACCACGGCCAACCGCCCCAGCCUGCAGUCGCACCUGGCCGGGAGGCGGCACCGGCGGCUCCGGUGUCUCCGCGCCGAGCGCCGCGCGCAGGAGCAGCGCAGCCUCUUCGUCAGCGGCUUCGCGCGCGGCACCGACCCCGCGCGGCUGCGGCAGCACUUCCGCGCCUUCGGCGAUGUCGCGACAGUCGUGAUGGACAAGGAGAAGGGCGCGUUCGCCAUCGUGGAGCUGCGGGACCCCGCGGGGCGGCAGCGAGCGCUGGACGAGCCCCGGCACGUGCUGGGCGGGCGGCGGCUGCGGGUGCGGCCCCGGGAGCACCGGGAGUUCCCCCGGGCCCCUCCCCGGGACCCCCCCCCGGGACCCCCGGGACCCCCCGGGCUGCUGCAGGCGCUGGGCCAGGCUGAGGACGUGGGGGCGCAGCUGCAGCUGCUGGUGCGGGCGCUGGAGCUGAGCGCGGCCGAGCGGCGCCUGCGGGAGCUGCUGCUCGCCCUGAUCCGGGAGGUGUUCACCGAGUUCUUCCCAGGCUGCUCCGUUGUCCCCUACGGCUCCUCCGUCAACGGCUUCGACGUCCACGGCUGCGACCUCGACCUGCACCUGGAGCUGGGGGGCGGCCACGGGGACCCCCAAAUCCAGGAGACCCCAAAUGGGGACCCCCAAAUCCAGGGAACCCCAAAUGGGGACCCCCAAAUCCAGGAGACCCCAAAUGGGGACUCCCAAAUCCAGGAGACCCCAAACGGGAACCCCCAGAGCCAGGGGACCCCAAAUGGGGACCCCCAAAUCCAAGAGACUCCAAAUGGGAACCCCCAAAUCCAAGAGACCCCAAAUGGGGACUCCCAGAGCCAGGAGACCCCAAAUAGAAACCCCCAGAGCCAGGGGACCCCAAUUGGGGACCCCCAAAUCCAGGGGACUUUAAAUGGGGACCCCCAAAUCCAGGGAACCCCGAAUGGGGAUGGCGCCCCCCCUCCCAAUGGGUCCUUUUGGGGGGACAAGGAGCCCCCCCUGCAAGGAUCCUUUUUGGGGUCUGCAGGGUCCCUUUUGAGGGACAGGGAAACCCCCCUCGAGGGGCAUUUUUUGGGGGACAGGGAGGACCCCCUUUCCAGGGGGUCCAUUGUGGGGUCUGGAGAGUCCCACGAGGGGUCACUUUUGGGGUCCAAAGGACCCAUUUUGGGGUCUGAGGGGUCCAUUUUGGGGUUAGACAGGUCCCAUUUGGGGUCUCUUUUGGGUGGCAGGGAGGAACCCCCACUCGAGGGAUCGCAUUUGGGGGACAAAAGGUCCCUUUUGGGGUCCGAGGGGUCCCGUGAGGGGUCACUUUUUGGGGACAAGGGGUCACUUUUGGGGUCCGAGGGUUCCCGUGAGGGGUCCCUUUUGGGGGACAAGGGGUCACUUUUGGGGUCCGAGGGGUCCCUUUUGGGGGACAAGGGGUCACUUUUGGGGUCCGAGGGUUCGUAUUUGGGAUCCGAGGGGUCCCGUGAGGGGUCACUUUUGGGGUCCGAGGGUUCCCUUUUGGGGGACAGAGCCCCCUCCCUCGAAGGUUCCCUUUUGGGGGAUGACCCCUCCCCUCCCGCGGGGUCCCCGCCUGACUCUUGGGGGUCCCUAUCGGGGGGUGAGUCCCCCGAGUCCGAGGGGUCCCUUUUGGGGUCCGGGGGGUCCCUGUUGGGGCGGGGGGCGCCCCCCGAGCGCGCGCUGGCGCUGGUGGGGGCGGUGCUGCGGCGCUGCGUGCCCGGCGUGCGCGGGGUGCGCCCCGUGCCCGGCGCUCGGCGCCCCGUGGUCAAAUUCAGCCACAAACAGUCCGGGCUGGCCGGGGACGUGUGCCUGGACAACCGCCUGGCUCUGUUCAACACGCGCUUCCUUCGCCUCUGCGCCGAGCUGGACCCGCGGGUGCGGCCGCUGGGCUACGCCGUGCGCCUGUGGGCGGGGGGGGGACAGCGGCUGGCGGGGAACCGGGCGGGGGGCGGCCCCCUCCUCACCAACUACGCGCUGACGCUGCUGGUGGUGCUGUUCCUGCAGAGCCGCAGCCCCCCCGUGCUGCCCUCGGUGCGGCGGCUCCGACACCUGGCAGGGCCCCAGGAUCGAGCCCAGGUGGGGGGGUGGGAUUGCAGCUUCCCCCGGGACGCGGCGGGGCUGGAGCGCAGCGAGAACGGGCAGAGCGCCGCCUCCCUCCUGGCCGAAUUCUUCUCCUAUUUCGGGACCCUGGAUUUGGGGGGGCUCCUCCUGUCCCCCCUGGAGGGCCGAGCUCUGCCUCGCCCCCCUCCCGAGACCCUCGGGGGGCUCCGCCCGGGCCCCCUGACCCUGCAGGACCCCUUCGAGCUCAGCCACAACGUGGCCGCCAACGUCACGGCCCGCACGGUGUCGCGAUUCGUGCGCUGCUGUCGCGACGCCGCCCGCCUCUGUCGCGGCCCCGAGUUCCUGCAGAAAUCGCGCCGGGGCCGCCCCUGGGGCGUGAUGCGGCUGCUCCAGCCCGGCCCCGGCGCCAAU
This is a messenger RNA of Oenanthe melanoleuca, 2619 nucleotides long. It is a transcript of the gene TUT1, whose product is annotated as terminal uridylyl transferase 1, U6 snRNA-specific. The record is from RefSeq and is a predicted model, not a curated record. The annotation marks the transcript as partial. Lineage: Eukaryota; Metazoa; Chordata; Aves; Passeriformes; Muscicapidae. Gene Ontology annotation, molecular function: RNA binding; poly(A) RNA polymerase activity. The transcript has 9 exons. Gene Ontology annotation, cellular component: mitochondrion.